AAAAAAAAAAAGAAAAAAAGAAAAAAAAAAGCCCUGGAACUGCUACGAACUCUACCUUAGAUCUAUAGCCGAAGACAAAAGCCUGUAAGCAGAGUUCCGGACUGUAAGUCUUACUACUCACCAUCAUUUCUGGACAGGUUACCGACUAAGAGAUCUAUCACCGUCCCUAAGGUAGAGCUGAGCCCCGUUUCUGGAAAGCAUUUAUGGAAUUAAAGAUGGAGGUCGGAAAAGGGUGUUUUCCUAAACAAAGGCAAGUCCUGAUUCUCUUUCUCAUGUUGGGAGUGGCUCUGGCAGGCUGGAAAUCCCGACGCUAUUCCGUGAUGGAGGAAACAGAGAGUGGUUCGUUUGUGGCCAAUCUGGCCAAGGACCUGGGGCUGGGAGUUGGGGAGCUAGCCGCGCGGGGAGCCCGGGUGGUCUCUGAGGAUAACGAACCCCGCUUGCAGCUUGAUCUGCAUACCGGGAAAUUGAUACUGCAUGAGAAACUGGAUCGGGAGGAGAUGUGCGGCCCCACAGAUCCAUGUGUAAUGCAUUUCCAAGUGUUACUGAAAAAACCACUGGGAGUAUUUCGAGCUGAACUACUGGUGAGAGACAUAAAUGAUCAUUCUCCUGAGUUUCCUGAAAGAGAAAUGACUCUGAAAAUCUCAGAGACUAGCCCUCCUGGAACCGUGUUUCCACUGAAAAAAGCCCAGGACUUGGACGUGGGCAACAACAACAUCCAAAAUUACAGUAUCAGUUCCAACCCUCAUUUCCAUAUUUCUACCCGCACCCGGGGGGAUGGCAGGAAAUACCCAGAGCUGGUACUAGACAAAGAGCUGGAUCGCGAAAAGCAGGCCGAACUCAGCUUAACCCUCACAGCGCUGGAUGGCGGCUCUCCACCCCGGUCUGGCACCGCCCAGGUUCGCAUCUUGGUCUUAGACGUCAAUGACAAUGCCCCUGAGUUUGCACAGACACUCUACCAGGUGCAAGUUCCAGAGAACAGCCCUGUAGGUACGCUAGUAGUCAAGGUCUUUGCUAGAGAUUUAGACACUGGGACAAAUGGGGAAAUAUCAUACUCCUAUUUUUAUAGUUCCCAAGAAAUAAGCGCAACUUUUGAGCUAAACAACCUUUCAGGAGAAGUUCGCCUACUUAAAAAAUUAGAUUUUGAGACAAUAUCUUCAUAUGAGCUGGAAAUAGAUGCGACUGAUGGUGGGGGGCUUUCUGGAAGAUGUUCUGUCUCCAUUGAGGUGGUGGAUGUUAACGAUAACUUCCCAGAACUAACGAUUUCAUCACUCACCAGCCCCAUUCCUGAAAAUUCUCCAGAGACAGAAGUAGCCUUGUUUAGAAUUCGAGACCGAGACUCGGGGGACAACGGAAGGAUGACUUGUUCCAUCCAGGAUGAUCUUCCCUUCGUCCUGAAGCCAUCAGAAGAGAAUUUCUACACCCUGGUAACAAAUGGGGCGUUAGACAGAGAGACAAGACCCGAGUACAACAUCACCAUCACCGUCACCGACUUGGGGACCCCCAGGCUGAAAACGCAGCACAACAUCACCGUGACGGUCUCCGACGUCAACGACAACGCCCCCGCCUUCAGCCAAACCACCUACACCCUGCGCGUCCGCGAGAACAACAGCCCCGCCCUGCACAUCGGCAGCGUGAGCGCCACGGACAGGGACUCGGGCGCCAACGCCCAGGUCACCUACUCGCUGCUGCCGCCCGCGGACCCGCAGCUGCCCCUGGCCUCCCUGGUGUCCGUCAACGCGGACAACGGGCAGCUGUUCGCGCUCAGGUCCCUGGAUUACGAGGCGCUGCAGGCGUUCGAGUUCGGCGUGCGCGCGGCCGACCGCGGCUCGCCCGCGCUCAGCAGCCAGGCGCGGGUGCGCGUGCUGGUGCUGGACGACAACGACAACGCGCCCUUCGUGCUGUACCCGCCGCAGAACGGCUCUGCGCCCUGCACCGAGCUGGUGCCCAGGGCGGCCGAGGCGGGCUACCUGGUGACCAAGGUGGUGGCGGUGGACGGCGACUCGGGCCAGAACGCCUGGCUGUCGUACCAGCUGCUCAAGGCCACGGAGCCCGGGCUGUUCGGCGUGUGGGCGCACAACGGCGAGGUGCGCACGGCCCGGCUGCUGAGCGAGCGCGACGCCGUCAAGCACAGGCUGGUGGUGCUGGUCAGGGACAAUGGCGAGCCGCCGCGCUCGGCCAGCGUCACGCUGCACGUGCUGCUGGUGGACGGCUUCUCGCAGCCCUACCUGCCGCUCCCGGAGGUGGCGGCGGCCGAGGCGCGGGCAGACCCGCUCACCGUCUACUUGGUCGUCGCCUUGGCGUCCGUGUCGUCGCUCUUCCUGUUCUCGGUGCUGGUGUUCGUGGCGGUGCGGCUGUGCAGGCGGAGCCGGGCGGCGUCUGCGGGUCGCUGCUCGGGGCCUGAGGGCCACUUUCCGGGCCACCUGGUGGACGUCAGCGGCGCGGGGACGCUGUCCCAGAGCUACCAGUAUGAGGUGUGUCUGACGGGAGACUCGGGGACCAAUGAGUUCAAGUUCUUGAAGCCCUUCUUCCCCAGUAUUCUAAACCAGGACCUUGGGAGGAAGUCAGAGGGAAAUCCAACGUUCCAGAAUAGUUUAGGUAUCUGAAAGUUUCCUGUUUGCUUUUACAUUAGCUUUGUCUCCUUCACCUUUCUGUUUAUUUUUUAAUCCAGUAGUAAUUUUAAUUCUACUCCCCCCCCCCCCAUUUUCCAUAGUAAAUUUACUUUGCUUUGUUGGCUUGGUUGUCUUAUGAUUAUUUUUACAAUUAUUGUAUAAUCAGCAAAAAUUUUAUAUCAGGACAUUCACAUUUCUGAUUAAAAUUUUCAUACUCAUUCCUAAAGGAUAAUAUGAAAAUUAACCUCUUAGAAUAAACAAUUCUCAUUUUGAAAGUAUUUUACUGACUAUAUGAUAUUACAUAAGAAUGUCUGAUUCCUUUUAACAUACUUCAUUUUUAAAUUACUGGAAUCCUUUUAGUUUCUAUUAGUAACACAGCUACAACUUUUGUAUAACCCCUUGUGAGUUUUGGGUGAAAUCAGUUUGUAUAUACUAAUGUCUAGUUUCUUCUAAGUUCUGUUUGGAUUUUUCUUUUACUAAUAGGCAUCAAUGUAUAUAUUUUCAUGCUAUUUAUUUUUUUAAAAAUCACACUUGUAAUCAUUAGAUUUUCACUCUGAAAUAUAUAUGUCACCUCAUGAAAGUAUA
Messenger RNA from Leopardus geoffroyi (Geoffroy's cat), 3194 nucleotides. RefSeq names its product protocadherin beta 15 (gene PCDHB15). Lineage: Eukaryota; Metazoa; Chordata; Mammalia; Carnivora; Felidae. The record is from RefSeq and is a predicted model, not a curated record. Gene Ontology annotation, biological process: homophilic cell-cell adhesion. Bases 204 to 2603 code for a protein of 799 amino acids. The transcript has 2 exons. Gene Ontology annotation, cellular component: plasma membrane. Gene Ontology annotation, molecular function: calcium ion binding.